Ascoidea rubescens DSM 1968 is the source of this 237-nucleotide messenger RNA. It is a transcript of the gene BOL3, whose product is annotated as Bol3p. Bases 1 to 237 code for a protein of 78 amino acids. NCBI's taxonomy places the organism in Eukaryota, Fungi, Ascomycota, Saccharomycetes, Ascoideales, Ascoideaceae. The transcript has a single exon. The record is from RefSeq and is a predicted model, not a curated record.
AUGGGAGAAUAUGAAAAGGAACUCUAUUUUCGAUUAAAAAAAGAGUUUGAGCCAGAUCUAUUAGAUGUUAUGGAUGUAUCAGGAGGAUGUGGGACAAUGUUUGUAAUUGAUAUUUCGUCGAGGAAAUUCCGAGGGAUAACAAUGAUCAAGCAACAUAGAAUGGUGAAUGAGUUUUUGAAAGAGGAUAUUGCCAAAUGGCAUGGCUUACAAUUAAAGACAAAGGCAAUUCAAGACUAA